AUGACCGAGGCGUACAGACGAGAUCCGGUCGGCUGCGCCGAGGCCAGACGUUCGGCUCUACUAAAAAACCAACUGCUCCUUCGACACGGUCGGCCGCUCCAGCAACACUUCAUGCCGGAGUGCUCACCAGACGGCGCCUACCAGCAGAAACAGUGUCACUCUGUGGCCAACCAACCGCGUAAGUGCUCGGCCUCCGUCUGGUCUCAGACUUCGUUUUUUUCUGCUCCAAUGAAGCGAGUCCAAAUCCCAUUCAAGCAUGUCAACCAGUUGGCCAGUGUCUUCUGGGCCUUCAAGAGGCGUGACGUAAACGUCCCAUUCUCGCAUGGCAACCGACUCACAACUACCACAUGCAUACAGCCCACACGCACACUAUUGACAGCAAUGAAACUGAAUAAAAGACCAUAUUUUCCUUGA
This is a messenger RNA of Protopolystoma xenopodis, 414 nucleotides long. Lineage: Eukaryota; Metazoa; Platyhelminthes; Monogenea; Polystomatidea; Polystomatidae. The record is from the annotation of a GenBank genome assembly.